Auanema sp. JU1783 is the source of this 1830-nucleotide messenger RNA. The record is from the annotation of a GenBank genome assembly. NCBI's taxonomy places the organism in Eukaryota, Metazoa, Nematoda, Chromadorea, Rhabditida, Rhabditidae.
AUGGGGUCCACCGAUAUUGAUGUAAUGUGUCCUGGUACGUCAGAGAAAGAAGUUCUGGCAUCUCAACCGAAUGGUUCUCCCUUAACACACAUUAGCACUAUACACGGAAGAAUGCUUCUGGCCGAAUUAAAUGUGCUGAGAACCGAUUCACGUUUAUGUGAUGUGGUUUUCAUAGUAGGCGGAACCAGGAUCCAAGGACAUCGUUUAGUUCUAUCAGCUUGCUCGAGUUACUUCAAAGCAAUGUUCACUAAUGAAAUGGUUGAAAGCCAUCAAAAAGAAGUUACUAUGUCAGAUAUCAGUGUGGAUGCUUUAGAGCUCUUAAUAAACUUUUGCUACACAGGUGAAAUAAAAAUCACCGAAGAGAACGUUCAAUCUCUUCUUCCAUCGGCCUGUUUGUUACAAUUGAAUGAAGUUCAAGUUGUUUGUUGUGAAUUUUUGAAAAAGCAAUUAGAUGCAAGUAAUUGCCUAGGCAUACGAGCCUUUGCAGAUACUCACUCAUGUAGAGAGCUUCUCAGAAGUGCUAAUAGGUUUACUCUGCAGAAUUUUUUGGAAGUUAUGAGUACAGAAGAGUUUCUAUUAUUGCCUCUAGAGCAACUUAUUGAAAUUAUUUCCAGUGAAGAGUUGAAUGUUAAAUCCGAGGAGCAGGUAUUUGCUGCCGUAAUUAAAUGGGUUAGAUACGACCUUCAUGAACGGAGGAAAUACUUAUCAAAGAUUCUUCAACAUGUACGCUUACCUCUUUGUCCAGCCAAGUUCCUUGUCAGUGUUGUUAGCGAAGAACCAUUAGUAAAAUCCGAUGCGUUCAGUCGUGAUUUAGUAGAUGAAGCUAAGAAUUAUUUAUUAUUGCCUACGGAACGGGUCAACAUGCAAGGACCGAGGACCCGUCCAAGAAAACCUGUGCAUUACGGCGAGGUUUUGUUCGCAGUUGGUGGAUGGUGUAGUGGAGAUGCUAUUGCUUCAGUUGAACAGCUAGAUCCCAGUAAACCAAUGCCUGUCUGGAAAACUGUAUCUCCCAUGAGUAAAAGAAGAUGUGGGGUUGGGGUAGCCGUGGUCGACGAUCUUGUAUAUGCCGUUGGAGGCCAUGAUGGUCAAAGUUAUUUGAACAGCGUUGAAAGAUAUGACCCUGUUACUAAUCAGUGGUUGUGUGAUGUAGCUCCAACUUCUACAUGCCGAACUUCAGUUGGGGUUGCUGUUCUCGAGGGAUACCUUUACGCUGUUGGAGGACAAGAUGGUAAAAGCUGUUUGAAUGUUGUUGAAAGGUAUAAUGCUCGUCGUGAUGAAUGGGAGAGUGUAGCAGCAAUGGGAAGUAGGCGUCUAGGAGUAUCAGUGUCUGUUCUAAACGGAUGCUUAUAUGCUGUAGGAGGCUCUGAUGGACAAACACCGUUAAACACCGUAGAGAGGUACGAUCCGAGAGUAGGUAGAUGGGAACAAGUAGGCUCCAUGUUAACUCGCCGUAAGCAUUUGGGUACAGCAGUUUUCGACGGUCAUCUUUAUGCCGCCGGAGGUAGAGAUGAUUCUUGUGAACUUAAUUCAGCUGAAAGGUACAAUCCUUACACUAACGAAUGGACUCCGGUUGUUGCGAUGUGCAGUAGGAGGUCAGGGGUCGCCCUAGCGGUUGUGAACGAAAGAUUAUACGCUGUAGGAGGUUUUGAUGGUCAAACUUAUUUGAAAUCUGUAGAAGUUUUUGAUAUUGAUGCUAAUAAUUGGCGUCAUCACGGUAGUAUGACUUACCGUAGACUAGGUGGCGGGUUAGGCGUAGUUAAAGCUAGGUACGAUGAUAAUCGAAAUGAUUAUCCUACCUUGCCUAGGGGUUUCCCUACUGAUCUCUGUUAA